AUGGCAAUGCGCACGGCGCACGCCAGCAGGGUCGUCCUGGGACGAGGCUUCUUCAUCUCAACCUCUUCACGAUUCGGACUCAAAGAGUCAUCGACACACACAGACUUUGACAAGCACAAGCAAGACUCCCUAGCAAAGCAAAAGAAGGGAACAGGCCACUGGAAACCCGAGCUAGCGUCCGACAGCGAAGAGGCCGUCAGGGCGGAUCGGUCGGCUGAUGAGCCUGCUAAGGAUUUGCAGGAGAGGACCAAGAGGGCUGCUGAGGAGACGGCCAAGGCUGGUACGAGCAUGAGGGAUAACAUGUGA
Messenger RNA from Fusarium vanettenii 77-13-4, 306 nucleotides. RefSeq lists its product as uncharacterized. Lineage: Eukaryota; Fungi; Ascomycota; Sordariomycetes; Hypocreales; Nectriaceae. Bases 1 to 306 code for a protein of 101 amino acids. The record is from RefSeq and is a predicted model, not a curated record. The transcript is spliced from 2 exons.